AUGCACAAGAAGAGACUGUCUCAACCGCUGCACCUGAAAGACAAUGUGAAGAUAGCGGCGACGAGGGACAUCUCGAGACGGCUGUUCAUAGAGGAGCCAGCCGACGAUGUGCGGGCAGUGGUGGAAAUCCACCCGGAAUUUUACACCGUCAUUGAAGGUCGACCGUUACGAAGCUUUGAUGAUAUCAAAGUAUACGUUCAAAAUAUACAAAAUUACGCCAUGUUUCGGCAACAAAUAGGCUAUCGAAGAGAUUUGAUAAUGAAAAUUGAUGAAACUUUGGUAGAUGAAACUAGAGAACACGAUAAGAUUGUAGAAAAUUUAAAAAGCCACAUCAAAAACUUUCAAAAGUUUCUUACUGAAGAUUAUAAAAAGGCAUGUGCUAAAAUAGCAGCUGCAGAAAUUGCUUAUAAUGCACUCGUCGCGAAGAAUAAUCAAUUUCUUGUGUUGGUUUCAUCUAUAACAAAAUUAAAUAACAUUUUGUUCAAACUGGAUGCCAUAAGAUCAGUUUUAAAGAUAUAUCGCAGCUUUUUGAUUUAUGUGGCUCCACUUGAAUGGAGAAAAGAAUACGAUGAUAAUCUACGAAGGAUGGCAAAUAGGAAUAAGUCAAUUUUAUUUGUUACCGAUAAAUUUAAAGCAGAUGACGAGAUAGCAGAAUCUGCGGAUAUCGAUAAGAUGGUAGAGCAAGCUAAGGUAGAGUUGAGUAGUCCUCUAGCUCCUCAUUUGUACUUUGUGAAGCCUGAGCAGAUGAUGCACCUCUUUAACACAAUGGAGUUGCAAAGUAGAGAAUAUCUACUACAAUUGGCUAAAACUGGUGAUCCAUUUAAACUUCUAAUGCGUUCUAUUAAGACACUCAAGAAAGUUACAAAAGUAGAGCUUGAAUAUUUCCACUCACCUUACGUGACCACCUUAAAGAAAGAGCUAGUGUCAUUGAAAUCCUUGAUACAGCAGAGUAGCUUCUCAGUUGUUAACGCUAUCAAAGAAUUCGAAGAUAUGCUGGAGAGAGAAAACUUGAGAUGUAACAUAAUCGAGGCAAAGUUCCACAAAAUCCUCAAUGGAAUGUUUUACGAGAGCGUUGGAUCUUUGGAGGUUAGCAACAGUUACAACUACACCGGCGAAAAAUUGUGGUGUCAAUGCCUAAAGGGUUCUUAUGCUGCAAGUGCAGUACAGUGCGCGUAG
Molecule: messenger RNA, 1176 nt
Organism: Leguminivora glycinivorella
Lineage: Eukaryota; Metazoa; Arthropoda; Insecta; Lepidoptera; Tortricidae
Exons: 4
Coding region: 1-1176 (391 amino acids)
Source: RefSeq, a predicted model, not a curated record